AAAAAAAUCAACUCUACGAAGGCUUCACGUGGAAUAUCAUUGCAUUAUCACGAAGAAGUUACGUCGACACACGAGUUGAUGGAAGGCGAACAGUGUGUGAAACAAUAUCGAUGAUAAAAUGGCAGUAUUCAUCAAAACGAAAACGAACUGCUGUGGCCGAUCAUGGUGCGUGCGAGAUCCAUGUGGAAUCAUGUGUGCCGUGGUCACUUGGUUGCUGGUAUUCUACGGACAAGUCUGUGUAUUCCUUGUAAUGCUCUACUCGUGGGAAACAUAUCCGUUUCAUACGAUUUUCAAUUUUAUCGUAUUUGAAUCGUUCAGUGUAUUAGCAGUUAUUAGUCAUCUUAAGACAAUGACAACAGAUCCUGGAGCCGUUGCCAAGGGAGAUUGCACAGAUGAAACUAUUGAAAGAAUGCAAUUAAUCAAUGGGCAACAGACUAUCUACAAAUGCCAGAAAUGUGCAAGUAUUAAGCCAGAUAGAGCACAUCACUGCUCAGUUUGUGAACGAUGUAUACGACGAAUGGAUCAUCAUUGCCCGUGGGUUAAUAAUUGCGUUGGAGAGGGAAAUCAAAAGUUUUUCGUAUUAUUUACAAUGUACAUUGCUCUUUUAUCAAUGCAUGCUCUCUACUGGGGUGUUUGGCAGUUCGUAUUGUGCGUUGGAGCUGAAUGGCAGCAAUGUUCAUCACUAACACCUCCUGCAACAACGCUUCUUCUAAUAUUUCUACUAUUCGAGUCGAUUCUUUUUGCAAUUUUCACGUCUGUUAUGUUUGGAACACAAAUAUCGUCGAUUUGCAACGAUGAAACAACGAUUGAGUCGAUGAGGAGUCGGAAUGCAAAUUUGGACGAGGAUGAACGAUCACGGAACAAUGCAUGGAAAAAUUUGCAACUUGUUUUUGGUGGACCAUUCAGUGUUCGAUGGUUUAAUCCGUUAGCAAUGCCUUUCGUUGCGAGACCAACUUUCGAGUAUUCUGUUUGAGUUUAGUUUUAUCUGUUUUUAUUACAUGUAUUAUUGCAAAAAAGGUGAAAUUAUCAGAAGUGACAGAAUUUCGACGUUGUAAAAUUGAGCUUCUUCACAGCAGAUGAUUCAUCUUUAUACUCCAAGUAGAUAUAAUAUUUUUUAUCGUAAAAAAACUAUAUAUGACGGGUUAUCUCAAAUUCUUGUGUGGUUUUCUUCUAAUUAUUAAUUUAUUUUCAUAUAUUUUUCUCAGUUUCUACUUAAUCAAACAUUGCUCUGUUUUUCUUUGUCAUAAGUAUAUUUUUCGCCAGCUUGUUUCAAAGACGAGUUCAAAUUUAUUAAUUUCUCUCUUCUCCGUAUCUCAUUAUAAUUGCGAAGCAUGAAAAAUAAACUUUUAUCUUUCGUUU
Messenger RNA from Caenorhabditis elegans, 1359 nucleotides. RefSeq names its product Palmitoyltransferase (gene dhhc-3). The transcript has 6 exons. Gene Ontology annotation, molecular function: palmitoyltransferase activity; protein-cysteine S-palmitoyltransferase activity; acyltransferase activity. The record is from RefSeq and is marked reviewed. Gene Ontology annotation, cellular component: membrane. Bases 191 to 973 code for a protein of 260 amino acids. Lineage: Eukaryota; Metazoa; Nematoda; Chromadorea; Rhabditida; Rhabditidae.